UCAGCUGGUUGUGCCUGGCUGUCCCCUGUAGAUCUGCCGUGCGCUCACAACAGCAGCAGCAGCAGCACAGAUUAGUCUGGACUCAGCAUGCUGCGCCAUUCCCACUGUAACUGCGUGCGGCUUUUAACCUAUUAAUAUAGGUCUUGCAGUUUGCCAUGCGGUCCUUUUUGGCUCUGGACAAUGAAUAACACCACCGGCUUGGCGCUGGUUGGAGCGGGCAGCCGGGAAGACCCGCCGGCGCACAGAGCUCUCACUGGAUGCGUCCUGGUGCUGCUCAUCAUUUGGACGCUUGUGGGCAACAUGACCGUGUGCGCGGCCGUGUAUCGCUACCGCCACCUGCGCGCCAAGGUGACCAACAUCUUCAUCGUGUCCCUGGCUCUGUCGGAUCUCCUGGUCGCGGUGCUGGUGAUGCCGUGGAAAGCCGCGGCUGAAGUGGCCGGCUUCUGGCCGUUCGGCGGCUUCUGUAAGACAUGGCUGGCCUGCGACAUCAUGUGCUCCACGGCCUCCAUCCUCAACCUGUGCGUGAUCAGCGUGGACCGAUACUGGGCAAUCUCCAGCCCGUUUUGCUACGAGCGGAGCAUGAACAAGAGGGUGGCCUUCGUGAUGAUCGGGGUGACGUGGACAGUGUCCGUUGUGAUCUCCUUUGUUCCCGUGCAGCUGGACUGGCACCGGGCGGAAAUCAGUGACCCCGGCGGGCGCGUGGUUCCACACCUGGAGAGCACCGAGGGGAGCUGUGACUCGAGUCUGAGCCGCACUUACGCAAUCUCUUCUUCCCUUAUCAGCUUCUACAUCCCCGUUGUGAUCAUGAUCGUCACCUACACCCGGAUUUACCGGAUUGCCCAGACGCAGAUCCGGGUAAUAUCUUCCUUGGAGCGCGCGGCGGAGCACGCCCAGAGCUGCCGGUCGCACGUGCCCGAGCUGUUCCCGCACAUGUGCACAGACAUCGGUGCCAGCUCCUACCAGUCCCGCAUCAGCAUCCACCCUGAUUCCCAGUGCCCCAAUAAGUCACACCGGGAGCUCAGAGUCUCCAUCAGGAAAGAGACCAAAGUGCUGAAGACUCUGAGCAUCAUAAUGGGAGUUUUCGUUUGCUGCUGGCUGCCCUUCUUCAUCCUGAACUGCGCUUUACCUUUCUGCCCCGGACCAGGGGCCCCUGGAGCCCACCGCGGCCCCUGCUGUGUCAGCGAGAAAACCUUCGAUGUGUUCGUGUGGAUUGGGUGGAGUAACUCCUCCCUAAACCCCAUUAUUUAUGCGUUCAACGCGGACUUUAGAGACGCCUUCCUUCGCCUGUUGCGCUGCCGCGGAGGAGGCUUUCUGUCGGCGGUGAGUACAGCGGUGGAGACCAUGCUGGCGAACAACGAGGCCGGGCAACAGAGGCGAGACAGCACCCUGAAGGCAAAGUUGAGCGUGUCCACGAACACGCGGGGGAGUCAGGACAGCGGAAACACCACGGUGGCAGUGUUUUAUCACCGAGGGGCCACGAUGGAACAAGGGACGGACACUGAGGAAAGAUAUGACAAAAACCGAUUGACACAAAUACCCAGAUAAUUUUAAAAUCUCCAGGGUAAUUUUAAAUCUGGGUUUAAAAUUACCCAGAUAAUUUUAAAAUCUCCAGCCACGCUGAUCUUCUUUUAGUCUGUUUUUAGUCGAUAUUAAAUAAUUUUGUCCAUCAAACAAGUUCUUUAAGGAAAGGAAAAUCACUUAUUUUCACUUGAUAGCCCUAGAAGUAUGGGGGACUAAAAGUGUUACAAUUCAAAUAGCCAAAAACAAGUAGUUGUAGUUUAAUGGGUUUCCUUAACUAAUUAAAACUGGAAACAAACACGUGAAUAACUAUUCUAACACUUUUAUGCAUGAGUUGUGAUAAUCAUGCAAAAAAAUGCAGAAUUUUUUUGUUUUCAAUCUGUUUUUGAUGCUUUUAGUUAAAGAAAUAUGGCGGCUAAACCAGUGCGGCAACACACUUUUACAUUUUCUAACAUUGUUCACUUUUAUGAGAAAAAGAAACUAACCCUAGCCUAAAUGUUUCCCAUUUAUCCAUCAGCUCUUUGCUGAUGACUCCUUCAGAAAAAAACUCAAGUGAAAAUACACAGUGAAAUUAAACAUAAAUCAAAAGAGAGCCAUCUAUGAACUCAGUGAAAUGCAAACCCAAGCAAAAAUAUGUCAAUAUAAAAAAGGAAUACUGCUGCAUACUUGACAGCAUGCAUCACACUGGUGACACAGAGGUCGGCCCUGGGGAAACCCUGUAAAAGAAAACCUUUACUGAUGAAUACCAUUUGUCAUAAACCACCCCCUCUUGAUUCCACAGUCCCAGCUGCAUGAUCUGAAUGCUCACAUUGCCUGUGAUCUGUGCAAUAAGACGUGAAAGGACGAAGUGACCUGUGGGUCGUGGCUUGUCGUAUAUAAUGAAACAACAAUGUGAGAAGAGGCUAACAUCAUUUGUUUAAGAUUGACUUGCUGUGCAGGUUAAACCCACAUAGGUGGGCCACUAUGGAUAUUCUAAUGGUUUCUCUGAGCAUUCAGACGCAGUAACCAUGAAUGAAUAAUGACAUGUUAUUUUAACAGAUAAUUACUUCAGAUUAUGAAUAAUGGAUUUCACAUUAUUUUAUUAGCCAUUCAAUACAUAAUACAUUGAAGUUACUACAAAUGAUUUUAUUCCCCAAAUUGCAUUAAUUUUUGUUUUUAUUUACCUUAUAGCAUAAAUAUUCACCUAAUCAGUUAAUCAUUUAUUACAUCGCCACACUUUUGACCAUGAUGUAAUUUCAUAAAUAGGCCGAGGUAUUUCUGUUCUGUGAUCUUCAUAUUUGGACUGGGGUUUUCAACAGCAUUUAUUUAAGUGACAUUUGGUGGCCAAGCAGGACCAGAUGCUCAUACUGGAUCAUUGUCCUAAAGUUCAUGCUCUUCUUGUCCCUGACUUUUUCCAGUAUCACUGCUCAGAAACUGGAAAUACCGUCCACUUAAAUUUUUUGUUCAGCCAUGAAGAGUAAUGGUACAGAAAGAGAGAGAUAAUAAGCUUAACUCACACAUAGACAGCCAUUAAGGACUUGUUAUAUUUCCACCAGUUUAAUCCAUCAGGUGUCACAUUUAUUUGAUUAAAUCUAAGAAUAAAACUUUGAAGAAAAAACUUCAAGCUGCUUUGAUUAGUUUGGAAAUCUGACAUCUUAAAGUUUAUGUUUUAAAACUGCUGACAUUUUUAAUUCUGGACACAGUCACACUGUAUAUGGGAUCUUGACAUUUUUCAUAUAUUUUGGACUUUCAUUUGUAGGUAAUGUGUGCAUUUUUUUUCUCCAGGCAUUUUUAUGGAUGAACAGUACAAUGUAUGAAUUAGCAGUUUUCUAAUCUACUUUAUUAUUUAAGCUCUUUCCCUUUAAGAUGGGGGUUGGUAAUUCUGGUCCUUUUGGGUCAAUAUCAUUCAUGUCUUCAGGUAUUUGAUUGCUUGAACGCACAAAUGAAAAGAGCUUUUGUCAGCUCCUGCUGUAAUGCCAUAGAAAUACUUCAGGUGUUUGAUUCAGGUGGAGCAGGGGACACGUCUAAAAUAUAAUGAGAACUGAAAUCCCUCCAGUUCUUCCAGCAGGUCCUAAAACAAUCUGAUAAUAGUGUGAAUACUAAUUUAAGGUUCCAGUUGAUUUUGUCCACAUCCUCUCUCAUCACAUUGGUGUAGGUGGAUUAGUGAGUGAAGUGAUUAUCUGGCUGUUUGAUCCCCAUCUCUUAAAACCCCACACUGUUCCUGACACAGUUCUGUGAAAAAGUAUUGAUAUAUCUUGAACAUCAAAUGUGGGACAUUUAAAGGUUAAAUGUAUUUUGUUGUGACUUUAUGUGAACAAGACAUAGUGCUGUGUGCCAGUCUCAAGUCUUUUGCAGCCUUUCGCAGGUUUUCCUCCAGGAUUGCACCAAUCAACUCCGACCACUUCCCCUGUCUCUGCUCAGAGGACUCUAUUAGUAGGAAAGAGUAUUUUAUUUAGUCCUAGCACAACGUGCGCCACAGUGCUCAGACAGUUAUUAAGACAAAUAUUUGAAAUCUGUGUAAAUAUUAUGGCUGCAAUUAACAAUUAUUUAGUACUCAAUUAUUUAGAAUUAUUGAUUACUCAAAGUAAUCAAUAAUUCUAGUGAUUGUUCUGACGGCCAGUUGAUUAAUAUGAUAAAAGAGAUGGUCCAUUCUGCAGAUUUUUCAUUUUACCACUUAAGCCUUUUUAUACAAUAGUAGAAAUAUUCAAAAUGCAAAUAAACAAAAACCCCAAUAGUUUUUUACAAAAUAAGAAAAUAAACAUUUGAUUGCCUAAAAUACAACAACAUAACAUUUCUUUAGGAAAUCUGCACUGAGGGAUUUUAGCUAAAACAUAUUUACAGACAAAAGUGAUUUCGCCUUAAAUUCAAAUGUACAUAUUUUUGGUACAGUUUGUAAAUAUCUAGUUUUUGUAAAGCAAAUGGCCUCUUUUGAAUCUGAAUACUCCAGUUAACUUACUUGAUUACUAAAUUAGUUCAAAAAUCUUUUCAGUAAUCAGUUAAACAAGAUAAAUUGUUGAAUUAAUUGUUUCAGCCCUAGUAAACAUCUGUCCACCUUAUGGUCCUGCAUUACUUUUUGUUGCUCUGUUGUGUAGCAUUUCAAUAAACUACAAAGAUGUUUGUUCACUAAAGGCAAAAAUGUUCAAGUUGUAUGAACAUUUUUGAAUUUGCAAGGCACAAUAUUCAGAGAGGAAUAUGUAAAUUCCUGUGGAGUGUGAUGUGUGUUGUAAAAGUUGCUGAAUAUAUGAUUAAAUAAGUGAGAAAACAUUGUAAAGUGCUUUCAAAAUAAAAUAAGGUUGAAAGAGAA
Molecule: messenger RNA, 4801 nt
Organism: Xiphophorus hellerii (green swordtail)
Lineage: Eukaryota; Metazoa; Chordata; Actinopteri; Cyprinodontiformes; Poeciliidae
Product: D(1) dopamine receptor-like
Exons: 1
Coding region: 181-1545 (454 amino acids)
Biological process (GO): positive regulation of MAPK cascade; G protein-coupled dopamine receptor signaling pathway; adenylate cyclase-activating adrenergic receptor signaling pathway
Cellular component (GO): plasma membrane
Molecular function (GO): dopamine neurotransmitter receptor activity, coupled via Gs; G protein-coupled receptor activity
Source: RefSeq, a predicted model, not a curated record